AUGCCUGCCACCAUCUAUGUCCCAAGUGCUCUUGAGGGCGUCUCCAAGGAUGGAGGAGUCGUCAGCACGCAGCAAAACCCCUUGAGGACCCAAGUGAAGCCCGGCGAUGAUUCUCAGCUCCACACAAUUGAUAGCCUUAUCAGACAUCGCGCGUCUACUUACCCUCAUGAUCACGUUCUCUCAUAUCCUUCCUCAGGCAUCAACUAUGUCGACUACACUCUCCAACAACUGGACGUCUUCGCAUGGCGCGUGGCCAAGCACUACCAGGCCAACCUUCCCACUCGCGAAACAUCAGAUGAGAAGCCAGCGGUCGUUGCCAUGCUGGGUCCUUCGAAUCUCGAGUACUUGAUCACAAUGCUAGCACUGAACAAGCUAGGCCACACUGCCUUGUUGCUAUCAACGCGAAUUCCCCAAAUAGCUGUGGAAUCUUUAGUCAAUGCCACUGGAGCCACGGCUAUCAUCGCCGAUGGGCGAUUCGCAGAGCUUGCAGACAACGUCAGCAACUCCAUCUCAACACUGAGGUGCCUCCCAAUUGCUGGACGAGAGGACUUUGAAUACUCCAUCGAGGCCCAUGGAGACACCCAAUUAGACGGACACCUUGAUCCUAAGAUCGAGACCGAGAACAUCGCUUGGAUUAUACACUCUAGCGGUUCAACUGGUCUCCCCAAGCCAAUCUAUCAGACUCAAAAGUCUUGCUUACCAAAUUACGCCAUCCACAUGAAUAUGAAGUCCUUCAUCACGUUACCUCUAUUCCACAACCACGGCAUCUGCAACAUGUUUCGGGCUAUUCAUUCACGCAAGGCUAUCCAUCUAUAUAACGCGGAUCUGCCUCUUACACAAGACUACCUUCUUAACAUUAUGCGGGAACACUCCUUCGAGAUCUUCUAUGGUGUACCAUAUGCGCUUAAACUUCUGUGUGAGACCGAGGAAGGUAUUGCUCUGCUGAGGGAUAUGAAGGUUGUCAUGUAUGGAGGCUCAGCCUGUCCGGAUGACCUUGGAAACCUACUGGUCGACAACGGAGUAAACCUGGUAGGACACUAUGGAGCUACCGAGGUUGGGCAGCUCAUGACUUCCUUCCGACCUGAUGGAGACAAGGCCUGGAACUAUGUUCGAGAAAGCGAUAAGAUCUCGCCUUUCCUCAAAUGGGUAUCACGAGGAACCAACUUGUAUGAGUGCUGUGUCAUGGACGGGUGGCCAGCUAAGGUACAGUCGAACCAGACCGACGGCUCCUACGCCACCAAGGAUCUUUUCGAGCCUCAUCCUUCAAUCCCCCGCGCCUGGAAGUACAUUGCGCGACUUGACGACACCAUUGUCCUGGUGAAUGGUGAAAAGUUCAAUCCAGUUGCUAUGGAGGGCUCUAUUCGCUCCAACAAGAAUGUCAAGGAAGCUGUUGUGUUCGGAGCCGGCCGACCAUAUCUCGGAGUCUUGGUCGUGCCUUCGGAGAUCUGGGCUGAUGCGGCCUCUGAAGAAAUCCUUGAAGCUGUAUGGCCUAUCGUCAAGCAAUGCAAUGAGUCCGCCGACUCCUUCGCUAAGAUCUCCAAGUCCAUGGUCAAGCUACUUCCAUGGAACUGCGAGUAUCCCCGGACCGACAAGGGCAGUGUUAUCCGCCAGGCCUGCUACAAGAACUUUAAGCAGAUAAUCGACGAAGCCUAUGACUCUGCAGAUGUUUCAUCAAGUGAUCUCAAGGAGAUGGAUAUUGAUGAGCUGAAAAGCUUCAUUCGAGGCCUUCUCGUGGAGACUCUAUCGCUUGGGGAUAUCCCAGCAGACGACGUCGACUUCUUCACUUUGGGUCUAGACUCUCUUCAAGCGAUCCAGAUGAGAAGUGAGAUUCUCAAGACUGUUCAAUUGGGUAACAACAAGCUUGGUCAGAAUGUCGUCUUUGAACAUCCAUCCACUGAGCAGCUCAGUUAUUUCUUGUUGAGUCUUCGCAUCGGCCAAACCUUGAUUAAGCAGACAUCUGUCCACGGGGAGAUGCAGGAGCUUCUGGACAAGUAUGCGACUUUUAAGAAGGUAGACGCCUCAUCAGUGGUUAUCACUGGAGCCACAGGCUCGCUUGGUGCCCAUGUCGUUGCAAAGCUCCUUAUGAAACCUUCUAUCUCUAAGGUCUACUGCCUUGUUCGAGCUUCCGACAAGUCACAAGCACUAUUGCGCGUCAAGCAGUCCAUGCUUGAUCGCAAGGUCUACCACACCCUACCUCUCAAUACUCGACGAAAGAUCGUCGCCCUGCCAUCCGAUCUCUCUGACGCUCAUCUUGGACUUCAAGAAGAUGUCUACACCUCGAUUGUUACUGAUCUCCAGGCGGUAAUCCACUGUGCCUGGUCGGUAAACUUUAACAUGCAGCUUUCAAGUUUCGAGAAAGGCAACAUCGCCGGUGUCAAGCAUCUCAUCGAUCUCUGCCAGGCUGCAGGACCUUCUACUUCCAUGAACUUCUGCUCGUCGGUGAGCACGUGUUCUCAGUCUGAGGUGAUCCCUGUACCAGAGGCUGCACCGCCAUUCACCUGGGCUCAAGGAAUGGGAUAUGCUCAGUCCAAGUCUGUUGCUGAGAAUCUUUGCGCCAAGGCAGCUGAGGCUGGAGUCAACGCUCGUGUUCUUCGCAUUGGCCAGAUCGUGGCUGACACAGCCCAUGGCAUUUGGAAUGCUCAGGAAGGUGUACCCAUGAUGAUGCAAACGGCAGUUACAAUUGGUGCUCUACCUAAGCUCACGGAAACACCAUCUUGGUUGCCUGUAGAUACUGUUGCUGGGGCUGUCGUCGACAUAUCUCUUUCAGAUUGUGGUAGUGUCUUUACGAACGUCACGAACCCGAAGUCCUUUGACUGGACUCGGGAUCUUCUUCCUGCUCUCCGACAGGCGGGCUUGACCUUUGAUGAGCUCGAACCCAAGGAAUGGGUACAGAGGCUGCGGGCUUCCAACCCUGAUCCUGCUGCCAACCCACCCAUCAAGCUGGUCGACUUCUUCGCAUCCAAGUAUGACAAGGAUGAGUUCUCGCCGUCCAAGCCAUUUACUACUUCUAAGGCAUGUGCUCUUUCACCCGCUCUGGCAAAUUCUUCGGUCCUGAACCAGGCUUUCGUCAACAAGAUUUGCACUCGAGCUAGAGAAACUCUGUAUGAUCUCGAGCAUGACUGUGUUGUCAUGAGCUGCUCUGCUUUGAAGGUCAGCUACCGGGCCGCGAUGCGUCAGAAAUUACAACAGCACAACAUCAAGGCACUUUUUCUGGACCUCCAAGCCAGUGCUGCAGUUCUGACCAGCCGCCUAGAAGCACGUGAGAGCCAUUACAUGACUUCAGAUAUGGUUGAUGGACAGGUUAAGCUUCACGAGGUUGCAACCCAAGAGGAAGCAGAUGUAUUCCCGGUUGAUUCGGAACUGUCGAAGGAGGAAGUCGUAGAGGAAGCCCUGUGGUUUCUACGUAAGAAUAUUAGCUCAUAG
Messenger RNA from Fusarium oxysporum Fo47, 3423 nucleotides. RefSeq lists its product as uncharacterized. Bases 1 to 3423 code for a protein of 1140 amino acids. NCBI's taxonomy places the organism in Eukaryota, Fungi, Ascomycota, Sordariomycetes, Hypocreales, Nectriaceae. The transcript is spliced from 5 exons. The record is from RefSeq and is a predicted model, not a curated record.